Ziziphus jujuba (common jujube) is the source of this 814-nucleotide messenger RNA. RefSeq lists its product as uncharacterized. Bases 291 to 608 code for a protein of 105 amino acids. Lineage: Eukaryota; Viridiplantae; Streptophyta; Magnoliopsida; Rosales; Rhamnaceae. The record is from RefSeq and is a predicted model, not a curated record. The transcript has 4 exons.
UUCUCUCUGUUGAAACUAAAAAGACACGGCCGAUUCAUCAUUUGUCUGCACUUUAAAAACAAAUUUUAUGUUUCAAAUCUUUCUUCAAUCACUAAUCUUUUUUGUGGUGGAUUUCGGAUGAUUAUUGAAGAAACCAGUUUAUUGGAUAGCAGAGCUGUAACGUCGAUUCAGAGGGGAUUUCGAUUCAAAGCAUUAUUGGAAUAAGAAGAUUGCGAAGAAUUUUGGGUGGUGCAAUUGUUUUGGUUUUAUAGACAAGGAAGAAGAAGAAGUAGGAAAAACCACCCUUGGCUAUGAGUUCAGAGAAGGAAGUGAAUGGGGUUUCUGGGCGGCGAUUAUCCUGCUCCACCUGCUUCGACGCUCUCUGGUUUUGCUAUUCUCCAGUUCAUCAAAUGCAGCAAUAUUAUAGACUUGGUCAACUUGACAACUGUUCUCAGAAAUGGAAUGCUCUUUUUGAUUGUCUCAGUUUGAAGACAAAGCGGUCUUCUGAGGUCCAGGAAAUUCUGGAAACUCGUGAGAAAGAAAAAACUCAUAUCUGGACUUUCCGGACCCAAGAGGAAGCUUCAUCUAAUUGGAAAGAAGUAUUUGGACAUCUAGAUGAAAUUGAAUGACAUAAAGAUAGCUGAGACACUCUAUGGCCUUCCCAAUUUUAUUUUUGGCCUUUAUUUGAAUGUAUGUUUUACAAUACAUUUUAUUUAAAUUUAUCUGCAGUUUUUCUUCCCUUUGAAUAUAGUGGGAGAUGUUUUGCUUGAAUUUUAAGUUCUUGGUGGCUCAUAUUCUUCGAAUAAAUGAAUUUCAAUUAUACUUAUAACUAUUA